AUGAAUUCAUUUUCAUUUACGUUCACGUGAGAAAACCUUACACCGUUAAUAAUUUUCAAUAAUAAAAACAAAUAAACAAACAAAAAAAGUUGCAUCUAUUAACAAUGUUACAAUACCAAAAAAAUAUCAGGUGAAACUUGGUGAAAGAAAGAAAGGAAACAGAAAUAUAAAUUAUGACAGCUCCUCGCCUAGUAUAAACAAGUCGAUUUUAACUUUCUUCUACUUUGUUUUAUGCUUAACUAAUUAUUUCUUAGUGCAAAGUUUUAUGAAUCCUGGAACAGAAGUUGACACAGAAAGUUUGAAAUUAUCAAGAACAUUGUUUCUACUGUGUGGUGAAUAGAUAUUGGUAUACCAUGGCCGACUCUGGGGUAGACACCAGUAAUGAGAGCAGCGAUAAUCCAAUAUUUGACCACUCCCAGUGCAUUUUAGAAUUCAGCCCACCAGCUAUACCCAUCAAUCAAGCUGGCCAGCCGAUGCCAAUAGACUUUUUAACAGAACCACACGAACACGUCGGAAAAAUCAAGUGUUCUACUAAAGCCAGACAAUACAGAUUGAAAUACAGGUACGGUGGUGCAAAAUGUUCGUCCAAAAACCACAAACUACGCUUCGCCGCCUCCACUAACAACACAGAACUUGUGGAGAAACUUCUGUUAUCAGGAGCUGACCCAAAUUCUUCAGAUGAACACAAAAGAAGUCCAUUGCAUUUAGCUGCUUGUCGUGGUUACGUUGACGUCAUUAAAAUCUUGUUGAGACAUGGUGCUAACCCCAACAUUAAAGAUACAUUGGGCAAUACACCCCUUCACCUUGCAGCCUGCACCAAUCACAUUCCUGUUGUGAUCGAACUACUUGAUGCUGGCACAGAUGUGAGUUCUCACGACAAGAACGGACACAAUCCUAUACAAUUAGCCCAGAGCAAACUGAAAUUAAUACAAAUGCGUCCCAGUGGGGCUGGGCACUUUGAGGAGACGAAACACCUGAUUGGAGAAAUAUGUUUAGUUGUUGAAAUGAUGCUAAAGUAUAUGAAGAUGCAGAAAGCUGACGCUAGUGAUUUGGAGUCUGUCUGCCAAAGACUAGAGCGUGUCAGUACUCGUGAACAAGUUGAUUCUGAAGUACAAAACCUUUUGGACAGUUUAGAUUCUCUCAAAUUGAGAUAAUUGUUUAAAAUUAUACAAAUGUUCAUGAAGACUGUUUUUGAAUGUAACUUUGAAUGUCUAAGAUUAAGAGAGCUCAGUAAAAUGUUUAGAUAUUCUAAACCAUUUUAUUGACAAGAUAAAUAAUAAUGUUAAAAUUUAAAACUUAUUUUUUGGCAAUUUGUUAUAUUUCAUUAUAGUCUAUGUAUGUAAAAUUGCCAUAUAAGUUAAUUGUAAUCACAAAGCUAUGAUUUUGUAUUGUGUGUUGGUUUUCGUUAUAAUUAUUUCCUUUCAAAAUGACUAACAAACAAGUCAUAUUAGUUGUAAGUAUACUUUAGUGAUUGAUCAGAUGAAGAUUAUAAUAAAGAGUUAUUACUAUUUC
This is a messenger RNA of Spodoptera frugiperda (fall armyworm), 1512 nucleotides long. RefSeq names its product ankyrin repeat domain-containing protein 54. Bases 354 to 1154 code for a protein of 266 amino acids. The record is from RefSeq and is a predicted model, not a curated record. The transcript has a single exon. Lineage: Eukaryota; Metazoa; Arthropoda; Insecta; Lepidoptera; Noctuidae. Gene Ontology annotation, molecular function: protein binding.